AACGACUCGUUUUGUGUAUAAUUUUUUAAGAAUCUUAAUUAUUAAUUUUAAGACAGUUUUAGAGCAUAAUUAAGUGGUUAAAAGACGAUUUCCUGACAAUAACGAUUCAAAAUGGACAAAACAAGUGAAUCUGAAAAUUCGUUAUAUACUGAUAUUGUUAAGAACCUCAGUAGCUUGAUGAGUGAUGUCAAGCUAGAAAAUGAUGGUUCCUCAAUGAAUGAUGCUUCAAAGUGUGUAGGAACUAAACUUGAUAAACAACCCAAUACAUCCAGCAUAAAUCAUGGUAUUCAGCAGACAUCGAACACUAAAAGUCAACUGGAUUAUCAGCAACAAAAUAAUGCAUACUUAAAUCAGCUUCAGAUUUUGUCACUUCAAAAUCCACAAUUGCUAAGCUUGCAUCUUAAUGCACACAUCCAACAACUUACUGCUUAUAAUCAACUUUAUUUAAAACAAAAUCAAUCACAACUGAGUAAUUUAAGCUGUGUUUGGAGUGGUCCGAUUUCAACAAAAACAAAGGAUGAUGCUGCUUAUUCUAAGAAAGUUUUUCUUGGUGGUAUACCGUGGAAAUUUGAUAACAAAGAUAUUAACAAACUGUUGAAUGAAUUCGGACCAAUUAAAAUUGAAUGGCCAGUCGAUGAGAAUAAUAAUAAAGUUAAAGGAUUUACGUACGUUAUUUUUGAAUCAGAACAAGAUGUCAAAGCUUUAUUGGAUACUUGUAAAAAGAACGGAACAUAUUUUUACAAAAGUAGUAGCUACUUCCACAGAAUGGUUAUUUCUGGAAAGCAAAAAAUUAUAGAAAUUAUACCUUGGAAAGUUUCGGAUGCCUGCCAUGUUAAUUGUUCAAAUCAAAGUUUGAAUGAAUCUUUAACUGCUUUCAUAGGUGGAAUUCAUGGCAAAUUGUCAGCUAACGCAUUAGCAACAAUCAUGAAUGAUUUAUUCGGUGGCGUGGCCUUUGUUGGCAUAGAUGUUGACGAAUAUAGCUAUCCAAAAGGAGCUGGGCGAGUCAUAUUUAAUAAUCAGAAUUCAUACAUGCAAGCAGUAGCUGCAAAGUUUAUUCAAGUAAAGUCUGGAAAGCUCCAGAAGAAACUUCAAAUUGAUCCCUUUAUUCAAGAUUCGUUAUGUUCAUCAUGCGGCUUUCAACGUGGAAAAUACUUUUGUCGUGACGUGAAUUGCUUUAGCUACUUUUGCUGUCAAUGUUGGAAUAUCCGACAUUCUCUAAAUAUUAAUUUCCAAGGUCAUAUACCACUAACACGUAGUUCUAAUUCCCAACAGCAUGAAUGCUUGGAUAUGAAAUUUGUUGGGACUAAGAAAGAUCCAAUUAAGCCAUUUGUCAUGCCAACUGAAGGCAAUAAGACAAAAGUCAAGAAUUCUGGUAUUCGCUUUAAUCGCUCUUUUCGUCGCUUGCGCAUCAAGCUCAGCAGUAUGGCCUUAUGCUCCAUCAGCUCCAUGGGCUUAUUCAGCUUAUUCACAUGCACCAAUCACACAAUACUCAUCAUACCCAGCUUAUUACGCUCAUGCUCCAGCAGUUUCCUAUGCUAAUCACGUUGCUGCCCCAUACGUUGCCAGCCCAUAUGUUGCUGCUCCAUACGUUCACGCUCCAGUUGUUGCCGCUAUCCCACAUACAGCUACAUACACAGCCGCAAACAAAGGAAGCGUACACACAGCUCCAUUGCCAGGACAUGCUGUCUCACAAACAUCAUUGAAUUUGGCUCCAGCACCAGGAACCCACUAAAUUAAGUCUAAGCAAAAACAAAUAAUGAAAUGAUUAAAUCAUAGUCAUUGGGUACCAAAAACUGCCAAUGUUUUCUAUCCUCAA
Messenger RNA from Chironomus riparius, 1816 nucleotides. The record is from the annotation of a GenBank genome assembly. NCBI's taxonomy places the organism in Eukaryota, Metazoa, Arthropoda, Insecta, Diptera, Chironomidae.